Messenger RNA from Schistosoma margrebowiei, 264 nucleotides. Lineage: Eukaryota; Metazoa; Platyhelminthes; Trematoda; Strigeidida; Schistosomatidae. The record is from the annotation of a GenBank genome assembly.
AUGAAUAAUUCUGUAAUAAAAAAUGCUGAUAUGUCACAUGAAAUGCAAAAACGUGCACUUGCUAUUGGAAUUGAUUCCGUUCGUAAAUAUGAAUUAGAAAAAGAUAUAGCUGAUCAUUUAAAAAAAGAAUUUGAUACAAGAUAUGGUCCAACAUGGCAUUGUAUAGUGGGAAGAAAUUUUGGCAGUUCUGUAACACAUGAACCGGAUAGUUUCAUCUAUUUUUACGUGGAGAAGUAUGCUGUACUACUUUAUAAAUCAGGAUAG